AUGCCGCCAGACGUCCAGCCACAAUUGCGCAUGCUCUUGACGACGUUUCCGACGCUUCGGCUGCAGAACUUGCUGUCUCUGCUCAGAGAGACGCUUCCGCAUCUCUCUGAUCCAGAGCGGUACGAAUGGUCUAAAGCCAACUUAACACCGUAUGCUGCCAGGCCUUCUCAGUUUCUCGCACCCCUGACCUCAGUUGCCUCUCCCCCGCUUCCCACGAAGGCGCAAUUAAAUUCGAUCACGUCUGGCCCACCAAAUGUUCCUCCGCCCAUACUUGUCUCAUAUCCUCCUUUAUCAUCCUACACAAAUGCAUUCCUUACAGCGCUCAACGGUCUCCAGCGCUCCCUCACGGACGGGCUCACAAAGUUGCUUGCGUUUGCACGAGAGAAGCUGUUGGCGGCAGAACAACAUCCAAAGGACGGUGAGGAAGAGGAACAGAAGGAUUUGGAAGUGGUGAGGGCAGCGGGAACGGUCUAUGGGGAGGUGUUCGUGCCGUUCUUGAGGCGGGCUCUGGUGGAGGGUGUGUAUGGUGUUGUGAUGAAAGACAAAGAGAUUCCGAUGGGAAAGGAGCUGCGGGAUACCUUGGAAGAAUUGAAAGAGUGGGUUGGUGAGAAGGAGAAGGAAGGUGUGGAAGGGACAGAUGGAGUGAAUGGCAAUGACGACGGCAUAUCAUAA
Laetiporus sulphureus 93-53 is the source of this 672-nucleotide messenger RNA. RefSeq lists its product as uncharacterized. The record is from RefSeq and is a predicted model, not a curated record. The coding region runs from base 1 to 672 and encodes 223 amino acids. The transcript is spliced from 3 exons. Lineage: Eukaryota; Fungi; Basidiomycota; Agaricomycetes; Polyporales; Laetiporaceae.